This is a messenger RNA of Candidula unifasciata, 696 nucleotides long. Lineage: Eukaryota; Metazoa; Mollusca; Gastropoda; Stylommatophora; Geomitridae. The record is from the annotation of a GenBank genome assembly.
AUGGCUACUGAUAGACUGACGGAGAGUUCCCUGAGGCAGCAUCAUAUACUACAUCCUGUGCUGCAGUCGGUCAGUGUGAGGUCAAAUUCCCAAAGCAAGGAAGACCACGACAGCAACAAAAGUCUGUCGCGUGUUUUAAGUCGCAGCGACCUUCGGAAAUCUUUCCCUCUAGGUUCGCAAGAUUCGGUUCACCAGCUACACAGACAGUUCUCCAAAUCUUCCCUGGGCACUACACUUCCCCGAUCUGGGCUGUCCUUUUUUCGGGUCAUCCAGGCUGCGAGAACAUGGAAACGGCUGUCAUUGCGAAAAGAAGGCGUUGUCGAGAAACCAAAAUGUAUGUUUGAAAACACGUACCAACUCGGCCCGGAUCCGGAACAAAUCUUUAAACCAGAAAAAGUGGAAGAAGCGAUACAUGAAACAUUGGGCCUAUUUUUGAAACAUUUUAAGUACACACCUGAAGGUUCCAAAAGGAUGUGCCUUAAUAUUUCGUCCGAGCUGAAGUCUAGGGUCAAAGGAAUGAACUUCAAUCGUUACAAGAUAGUCACUCAGGUUGUUAUUCUGCAGAACAGAAAGCAGGGUUCAAAUAUUUCCAGCCGAUGUGUCUGGACUCCGGAAACUGAUUCCUUUGCCUCGUGUACAUUUAAGACUGAGCAUAUUAUUUGUGUAGCAAAUGUGUACGCUGUUUACUUUGAGUAA